Molecule: messenger RNA, 1456 nt
Organism: Austrofundulus limnaeus
Lineage: Eukaryota; Metazoa; Chordata; Actinopteri; Cyprinodontiformes; Rivulidae
Product: nuclear receptor-binding protein
Exons: 9
Coding region: 584-1456 (290 amino acids)
Biological process (GO): protein phosphorylation
Molecular function (GO): protein kinase activity; ATP binding
Source: RefSeq, a predicted model, not a curated record
UGUCGCCAUCAUUAAGUGGCUAAAAUGUUGAGCUAGCUCUUAAGUAGUACGCUGCAGUGACGUUAGAUACAGUUUUUAACAAAUUAAAUUCUUUCUGGGACUUCAGUCGAAGCUUUUGUGAACUGUUGUGAUGUUUACCAGUAAAUGCGAUUAGUUCUGUUGCCGUGUUGUGUCGUUUACUCACACCAGACCAGAACCAGGAGCUUGUUUUCACAUUAGCAGCCGGGAGUCUUGAGAAGCAGCGGAGAGAGAGAGAGUUGGGCGGCGGGGCUUCUGCAACCGUCGGGUUUAUUAAGCUAAAAUAGCUGACCGGCGAGAGGAAUUAUCGACACUUUUAGUUAACAAAUUCACGACUAUAAGCGUUGCUCUUUGGUUGGUCGUUACUUGUAGGUUCGUAACCAGAACCAAGGAGUUAGCGGCACCACAGAGCAAGAAUACGCAUCUUCGCUGACGAUUUAAAGCAAGCGGGGAGGACUGGGUUCGAUCUGUUAAGGUUAAAGUCUGGUAAACUGGAGCUGUCAUCGUCACAUUUUCCCACUGGAACAAGGGAGUCGUUGCGGGCUGUUGGGCCUGACGGCUGAGGAUGUCUGAGGGAGAGAACAAGCAGCUGCAGGCCCCGGACAGCAGCCAGGAGGCGAAGCCGCCGGACUCCGGGGCCGCUGCUUCCGCGGUGGGCCAAGGAGGAGGAGUGUCGUCCGUGUCUCCGCCGGUGUCCGCGGUGGCCCAGCCUCCCUCCGCCGCCGCGGCCACGGAGGACGACGAGGAGGAGAGCGAGGACGAGUCCGAGAUUUUAGAAGAAAGUCCGUGUGGACGCUGGCAGAAACGCAGAGAGGAGGUGAAUCAGCGGAACGUGCCUGGGAUCGAUAAUGCUUACUUGGCAAUGGACACGGAGGAGGGAGUGGAGGUGGUGUGGAAUGAGGUCAUGUUCUCAGAGAGGAAGAACUUCAAACUACAAGAGGAAAAAGUGAAAGCUGUGUUUGACAAUUUAAUCCAGCUGGAACAUUUGAACAUCGUGAAGUUUCACAAGUACUGGGCCGACGUCAAAGAGAACCGAGCCCGGGUCAUUUUCAUCACGGAGUACAUGUCAUCAGGAAGCCUCAAACAGUUUCUGAAAAAAACGAAGAAAAACCACAAGACCAUGAAUGAAAAGGCCUGGAAGCGCUGGUGCACACAGAUCCUGUCCGCCCUCAGCUACCUGCACUCCUGUGAUCCUGCCAUCAUCCAUGGCAACCUCACCUGUGACACCAUCUUCAUCCAGCACAACGGCCUCAUCAAGAUCGGCUCAGUUGCUCCUGACACCAUCAACAACCACGUAAAAACCUGCCGGGAGGAGCAGAAGUGUCUUCACUUCUUCGCUCCAGAAUAUGGAGCUGUUGCCAACGUCACCACAGCUGUGGAUAUUUAUUCCUUUGGAAUGUGCGCCUUAGAGGUGAGAAGAGACAUCAUUAUGAUUUAG